Molecule: messenger RNA, 931 nt
Organism: Uloborus diversus
Lineage: Eukaryota; Metazoa; Arthropoda; Arachnida; Araneae; Uloboridae
Gene: Rpn12
Product: 26S proteasome non-ATPase regulatory subunit 8-like
Exons: 7
Coding region: 90-887 (265 amino acids)
Biological process (GO): proteasome-mediated ubiquitin-dependent protein catabolic process
Cellular component (GO): proteasome regulatory particle, lid subcomplex; cytosol; nucleus
Source: RefSeq, a predicted model, not a curated record
GCGUAAAUGGCCAAUGCCAAUGACAUAAACAGUAUAACUUUAAUUGUAACUAUUGUGGAAAAUUUGAGUUUUGUAAUUAAAAUUUCAUAAUGGAUCCCGUUAAAGAUGUGGUUCAAUUUUAUCAAGUUCUUCAGCAAGAAUGGGCGAAAAAACCUCCAAAUUUGGACAAAUGUGGGCAAAUUUUGGAAAAGUUAAAGGUUGCUUUGACUCAGAUGACAUUUCUUCCAACAAAUGAUAAAUGUGCUACAAGAAAAGAACUGUUAGUAGCCAGAGACAUUUUAGAGUUAGGCGCUCAGUGGAGUAUUAAAAAUGAAAAUAUACCUGCUUUUGAAAGAUAUAUGGCUCAACUUAAAUGUUAUUACUUGGAUUAUCAAAAUGAUUUACCUGAUUCUGCAUCGAAGUACCAACUUUUGGGACUAAACCUGCUUUGUCUUCUAGCUCAAAAUAGAGUUGCAGAAUUUCAUACAGAGCUAGAACUGCUACCUGCUAAAGAAAUCCAUUCAAAUGUUUAUAUCAAGCAUCCAGUAUCAAUGGAGCAGUAUUUAAUGGAAGGAAGUUAUAACAAGGUAUUUCUUUCUGGAGAUAAUGUGCCAGCUGAAAGUUACAAUUUUUUUAUCAAUAUUUUAUUGGAUACUGUGCGAAAUGAAAUUGCAGCCUGCAUAGAAAAGGCCUAUGAAAGAUUAGCUCUCAAUGAAGCCUCCAGGAUGUUGUUCUUUACUAAUAAAAAAGACAUGACAGACUAUGCGAAAAAGAGGGGAUGGAACAUGGCUGGUGAUCACUAUAUUUAUGAUGUGGAAGACAAACAGCAUUCUGAUGAUAACAUACCUGCAUUUGAGCUUGCAACGCAAGUCAUAGACUAUGCUAGAGAAUUAGAAAUGAUUGUAUAAAUUUCAUUAUUUAAAUAAACAUUACAUCUUUUGUCUAACUUUUA